Penicillium olsonii is the source of this 2001-nucleotide messenger RNA. The record is from the annotation of a GenBank genome assembly. NCBI's taxonomy places the organism in Eukaryota, Fungi, Ascomycota, Eurotiomycetes, Eurotiales, Aspergillaceae.
AUGCAGGCGCAGAAUGCCGUCGGAUCAGGGUCCAACGAUGCCGCCCUCAGGCUUCCUCGAUGUAUGUGUUUGACAUGGAUUGUGCGGAUUCUUCUGAUUGGAUAUGACAGGAUAUCCGCGCUGGGAGAGCGUGUUUUGACUCUGGAGAGAACAGUGUCGGAGUACGAUCUGCCAUCUUCAACGAUUGAUGCUCUUUUUAGUAACACGAUAUUUAGGGGAUAUGAACAUCCAAGCCCCUCAACCAAUUCAACCGGUCGGGGAGAAAAUUAUUCUAAGAAACGAAGACUCGACCAGCUCUCCUCAACGAAGACAUCGCCCCAAUCGCCCCACAAUGUCUGCGAUAUCGGGUCAACCACACACCAUGCUGAACAAGCCCGAGCAGUUAUCCAGGGCGAGCUCAUCGGGAAUGAGCGAAUGGACCUCGAGCGACAGUCGAUUCUCAAGUCUGCAUUGCAGUUUGUGGAUGUAAUGGCACAAGGAAGAGGUGCCUCAGACAAGAAUUCUCCAUCCUUGGAUGUCUGCAGUGAAGAUUUACAAGAUGGGAAUCAGUCCAUCACCCCUUCACCAGAACUGCUCUACAUGCUGCUUCAAGAACCCACGUCUUCAGGGGGGCGAUCCCAGUCGUUAGAAUGGCCAGAUCACAUUUCGGACAAAUCGCUUGAGAAGAUGGCAUCGACCAUCUUGGGCGAUCAUGGUAAUGACCAUGGACAGGUGUUCUAUCAAUACUGCAUCUGUGUUUAUGUGAAAGCCAUAUUCCAUCUGUUUCAAAAGCCAAGGGCUUACAAGGAUCCGCGCAUGCAUGAGCAAUUUCUCAGGUCAAAGAAAUCAUACGAAGCUUCCGCCUUUCGGGCUCUCAACAGUCUCAACUUCCUCAAUGCACCGACUUUACCUUUCAUUCAAUCUCUUAUUUCCGCGGCAUUUUUCAUGCAGUAUCUUGGCAACAUGAGCCAAAGCUGGAUUCUCAACUCAUACGCCGCUCGUCUUAUUGUCGCUUUGGAUUAUCACGAGAUCCGCAACCCACUGGGAGAGUCCGAUUUGGAUGAAGAGAUACACAGCGUGGUAUAUUGGUGCUUCUACCUGGACCGAACCCUCAGCACGCUUCUUUACCGACCUCUAUCACUACCCGAGCCUCGAAUUUCUCCAACAAAUCUCAUUACUGGCGAUAGAUCCCUACCGCAUAUUCCGCUGAUACGCAUUUUGUUGGACCUGGCCCAAAUCCAAGGCGAGCUUUUGGACUGCGGGAAGACGGGAAAUACUCGUGAUAUAAUCGAAAGACACUCCAGGCUUCAGGAAAGGAUGGAGAUCAUUCGCCCAAAACUUGAAUCUACUCGAACCUCGGCGCCCGAGGUUAUUUCAUCUGAUUGGAUCGCCGGGGAUUUCUGCUACUACGCCAUCUUAGUUGAUAUUCUGCGAUCUCGCUUGAGAUACGCCUUCUCGCCACUGACACACAAAGAGUGUUUAUCCUAUUCCCGCAAAUCACUUAAGGCCCUGCAUCACCUCCAACAGAACCUGGCAGACACUCCGGGUUUCAUUGAUCCAUACCCAACAUUCUUGACAUGGACUGUUCUCUUAUACCCCUUGAGCCCAUUCUUCGUUCUUUUUUGCAACAUCAUUGGCGAGCUGGACAUGGACGACUUCAACCUGAUCCAAGAUAUCACACGCAGUCUGUCCCAAUUUACCGCCAGCCCUUACAUCGCCAAGCUUCUCAAAUUGCUUGAAACGUUACAAAAUCUCUGCAUACCCUUGAUAGAAGCCAAAGAACGCAUGGGCCCUCAGGCUAAAGUGGCUUCUUUAUACCCUGCAAUGACGAUGCGAGGAGACCAGCAAGCUAUGUCUGAUCAACAGCCGUAUCCGACCGAGCCUUUCACGGAUCCAACGAAUUCGUAUCCGCAGCAGUUACAAACCCCCGAUGGAAGUUACCGGGAUGAUGAGAUGAUGUGGCAAUUGUUCAAUAGCCAGCUCUCCUUGGAGUGGUUCGAGUCGGCUUCUUUUUAUCUAUAG